Alosa alosa (allis shad) is the source of this 1093-nucleotide messenger RNA. RefSeq names its product barrier-to-autointegration factor-like. Bases 173 to 445 code for a protein of 90 amino acids. Lineage: Eukaryota; Metazoa; Chordata; Actinopteri; Clupeiformes; Clupeidae. Gene Ontology annotation, molecular function: DNA binding. The transcript is spliced from 3 exons. The record is from RefSeq and is a predicted model, not a curated record.
UUAGUCUACAAUUAGCCCAUUUCACAAGAUGGAGCCGCUGUGUAAAUUAACUUCCAGUGGAAGAGCACUGUCCCAUAGACAGCAAAAGAAAAGUCCACAGGAAAGACAGAAACAGGAAGACGUUUUACCCUGCCAAUUAAGGUGACAGAACGAGUGGCUGGGAAGCACAGACAUGUCGACCACAUCGCAAAAACACAGGGACUUUGUCGCUGAGCCAAUGGGUGACAAACCCGUGACGGCUUUGUCUGGAAUCGGAGAAGUUUUGGGAAAGAAACUUGAAGGUCAAGGUUUCGACAAAGCGUCUGUGGUCCUAGGGCAGUUCUUGCUGUUGCGCAAGGAUGGCGAGCUGUUCACGGAGUGGCUCAAGGAUACCUGUGGUGCCAAUUCCAAACAAGCAGGUGCCUGCUCACAGUGCCUGAAAGAGUGGUGCGACGCAUUCUUGUGAAGUCGACCCUGUGGUUCUGAGGAAAAAGCAGACAGUCCAGUUCUAUUCUCCAACAGUCUCAUCCCUAUCCUAAUUGGCUUUUGGAAAGGCUGUCUACUUCUGUCGUCAUUAUCUAGCACUUCAAUAUACAGACGCAACAGGAAAUAAGCACUUGAUAACUAAUAUCAGAUUGCAGAUGAAAUGUGUCACAACAAGUAGAAAAUAAAUACCCACACUUUUAUUUUUAGAUUUAUAUAUUUAAAAGUAAAAACAGUUGAACACAUUAGGCAUGCAUUGUCAAGAUAUGACAUCAGUACCUCUUGUGUUUCAUUCAUCCGUUACAGACGGUCUUCAGUAGGCUGCUGAUGCACAAUAAUCAUUACAUUCAAACUGACAAGAUAAUGAAAAGAUCACAUUGUCAUGAUGACACCCAUGUAAAAUGUAGAAAAUACAAUCAAUGUAGACAUUAUCCCAGAGUAACAUCUUAAAUCCUCACUGGCCAACUAUUAUGUCAACCUGAGCCUGGAACUGGUCAGGUGGCAGGUUCACAGUGUCUCUAAGAAGUGAAAUGUUGCCCCCAGUGCCCAGCUCGUCUCUACACCAUCAAUUGUCCUGGAAAGCUGAAAUUGACACAAAAAAAUAAAUAAAAAAUAGCUGCUUUCAAUCCGA